Molecule: messenger RNA, 4758 nt
Organism: Mytilus californianus (California mussel)
Lineage: Eukaryota; Metazoa; Mollusca; Bivalvia; Mytilida; Mytilidae
Product: type-1 angiotensin II receptor-like
Exons: 1
Coding region: 235-1377 (380 amino acids)
Biological process (GO): G protein-coupled receptor signaling pathway
Cellular component (GO): membrane
Molecular function (GO): G protein-coupled receptor activity
Source: RefSeq, a predicted model, not a curated record
GUUUCUCAUAAUUACGUCCGAUUCAUAUCUUAAAAAAAAAACAGUAAGUAUAUGACAUAAUAAUUUAUUUGAAAUACGGAAAUGACACUUUAAAUAAAAUAUCAGAUGGACUGUAGGUGGUUCGUCGUUCAAACAAGGAAGAAUAUAAAUUGUAUUUAAGUAUACAACCUAAUCAUGUUUUCAUCAAAUGAUACAUCGCAUCAGUCUCAACCAGAUUAAAAAGAAUAUAACAAAAUGAAUCGUUCAACAGAGGAGAUUUUAAAUGCGUGGAACUUGGAAGAAGCCUAUAAAUACAUUGUGCAUGACGUUUUCCUUAUUAUUUAUUUCAUUGUUGGAGUAUUUGGGAAUGCGAUGGUUCUGAUUGUGUAUCAAACAAAGCUUAGGAAGGAAAGUGACAGUCGGUAUUUCAUUCCAAUUUUAGCAUUGGUGGAUCUUUUGGCAACACUUUUGAGAGUGCCAUUCGAGCUUUGGAGAACUAUACUUCCUGUCAAUUUUCAAGACAUCAAUGCGUGUCGUUAUUUAUGGUUUGCUGUUAAUAUAUUUACCUUCUCUUCAAUAUAUUUUCUUGGCAUUAUAACUUUACAGAGAUAUUUGAAAGUAUGCCGACCAUUUGGACCCCAGAUAACUCUUAGAUGGCGACGUGUAUCUCUUGUGAUUAUAUUUCUUCUAGCUGCAGGCACUGGCGCUCCAUUCGUCAUUUGGGAUGAAAUCUUAGAAGUCCCUAAUCCUGCAUUGAAUGUCACAGGAUAUAUAUGUGCAGCAGACGUGUUUGAAGUAAACGAAAACAGUGAUUCUAUCCUAGGUUUUAUAUGUUUCAUAUCUUUUGUUAUAGUAUCUGUAAUGCUGGAACUUAUAAUUUUGAAUUCCCUGAUAGCCAGGAAAAUUUUCAUUGUCAUUCGGAAUACAAACGCAAGAAGAAACUCGACGAAGGCGGCGAGAUCAAACACAUCGAAAGAAAAAUCUGGAUCAACAUUUUACGUUGCCCAGGAAGGAACAAGCAUGACCGAGGCAAAUUCGACUGAUUUUUCACUUACUAACAAUGAGCAAGAAACACGCCAAGAAAAAGUAGAGGUUCCUUUUUCAAAUUAUUCAAAAGCAAACAAGGCAACAUCUGACGAGCCAGCAUCCUCAAGAAAAUUUUCGUAUAUGUUUAUGGUUAUAAGCUUAGCAUUUAUUCUGUCAUACUUACCACAAAUAUUUUUACUUUUCUCGUUGAUCAAAGAUCGUUAUUUUUGGAUUAAAAUUAGCCAGACAGAGACCAUUGUGUUUAAAUUUAUAGAUCACAUGACUACUGUAAACAAUAUUGUCAAUCCGUAUGUUUAUGGAUUCUUUGAUCAGAAGUUUAGAGCGUCAGCAAAAACGCUGUGUCUUAAUUGAAGGGGGAUACAGUAGCCAUAAGAAGACAGUCGAAGUUUAGCGCCUCAGCAAAAACGUUGUGUCUUAUUCGAAGGGGGAUGCAGAAGCUAUAAGGGGACUCUCGAAGUUUAGAGCGUCAGCAAAACCGUUAUAUGUUAUUCGAAGGGGGAUACAGAAGCCAUAAGAAAACACUCCACUAAAUAGGCUUCCCGUUUGGUUUAAUGUUUGAACGUUCAAUCAGAAUUAAACAGAUACAUAAUUUCGGUUAAUGCUAAACUACGAAAUAAUAACUUUUGGUGCCGCCCUCUUGAUAAAUUAAACCAUUGUGGUGACGUCAGCCUAUUCAUUUACCGUGGAUUCUUUUUCUAGAAUCAACGCUCCCUAAAUCUGCCGCUGAAAUGGACUCACCAAAUUAUAUUCAAUUGUUUCCUUUGUGUGUCUUAUUUCAUUAAGUUUGAAUUUGCUAAUUUACUGAUUUCUGUUCACUAAUGGAAUUAAUUUAAAAACUUACCUUUAAUUUUUGUAAUUUGUAAAUGCCUUCUCUGGGAAUCGAACCCUUCCUUGAAAUCUGUUAUGAAUGACUGACAUCAACACAUCUACGAAACCUCUCGGCUACCAAUGGGUUACAACUUCGAUGUCUUAUUUUAUAUAUAUAAAUGAACAUCGGACACACAGGGGUUGUACAUUUAUAUAUACACAAUGGGCAGUCGUAUAGUAUAAGUUGGUAGCCGCGAGGUUAGCAUGCUUUAAAUCAACGAGUUAAAAGAUAGGGAUUUGUCGGUUUAGGUUCGAAUCCCUGUAUUAUCUCUGUUGUCCCAAUUCUGUUUUUUUUUUCUAAUUUUGCAUGUUAUAGUGGAUAUUUUUGUAAUAAUAGCGAGUUUUACCGUUUAUUUUUUUGAUUAUUAUUGGCUAUUUCACAUGUUUGAAACAAAAAUGAUUACAUUCUAUUUGUCAAUUUUUGUUGUAUAAAUAUAGUAUGAUUUCAUCUGUUUUACUACAUAAUUUUACAAAUGUUUGUUCGCAAUCCUAUGCGAGAAAAUCGUGAUGUGCCUAGAGUGCUAGAAAUUUUGGUAACAUACUUAUUAUAUAUACUUUAUAUAUGCUCUUUGGUCGGGUUGUUGUAUCUUUGACAAAUUCCCCAUUUCCAUUCUCAAUUUUAUUAGAAAUAAGUUCGAAUAUGUCUUAUUUUGUAAAAACAGAUAAUAUUCAGAUGCCUGAUAAUAUUAAGAUCUUUAAAGGUAGAAGUGUUAUAUUUGUAUUUUGUUUACCAAUUAAUUGUGAUCUGAGAUUUAUCAAUGCAUCGUUGGACACGAUAACAUGGUUAUUUAAAAUCACUUACAAUACCUUCUAAUUAAGAAAAGGCUUUAAUUUUGAAAAGAAAUUAACACAAUAGUUUAAGUUAUAGAUACAAUGGAUAAGCGUAGAUUCAUGAAAAACAAACCAUUCGCCCUCCGGGCUCAUGGUUUCUUUUUCAAGAAUCCACGCUUAUCCAUUGUAUCUAUAUAACUUAAACCAUUGUGGUGACGUCAGCCUAUUCAUUUACCGUGGAUUCUUUUUCUAGAAUCAACGCUUCCUAAAUCUGCCGCUGAAAUGGACUCACCAAAUUAUAUUCAAUUGUUUCCUUUGUGUGUCUAAUUUCAUUAAGUUUGAAUUUGCUAAUUUACUGAUUUCUGUUCACUAAUGGAAUUAAUUUAAAAACUUACCUUUAAUUUUUGUAAUUUGUAAAUGCCUUCUCUGGGAAUCGAACCCUUCCUUGAAAUCUGUUAUGAAUGACUGACAUCAACACAUCUACGAAACCUCUCGGCUACCAAUGGGUUACAACUUCGAUGUCUUAUUUUAUAUAUAUAAAUGAACAUCGGACACACAGGGGUUGUACAUUUAUAUAUACACAAUGGGCAGUCGUAUAGUAUAAGUUGGUAGCCGCGAGGUUAGCAUGCUUUAAAUCAACGAGUUAAAAGAUAGGGAUUUGUCGGUUUAGGUUCGAAUCCCUGUAUUAUCUCUGUUGUCCCAAUUCUGUUUUUUUUUUCUAAUUUUGCAUGUUAUAGUGGAUAUUUUUGUAAUAAUAGCGAGUUUUACCGUUUAUUUUUUUGAUUAUUAUUGGCUAUUUCACAUGUUUGAAACAAAAAUGAUUACAUUCUAUUUGUCAAUUUUUGUUGUAUAAAUAUAGUAUGAUUUCAUCUGUUUUACUACAUAAUUUUACAAAUGUUUGUUCGCAAUCCUAUGCGAGAAAAUCGUGAUGUGCCUAGAGUGCUAGAAAUUUUGGUAACAUACUUAUUAUAUAUACUUUAUAUAUGCUCUUUGGUCGGGUUGUUGUAUCUUUGACAAAUUCCCCAUUUCCAUUCUCAAUUUUAUUAGAAAUAAGUUCGAAUAUGUCUUAUUUUGUAAAAACAGAUAAUAUUCAGAUGCCUGAUAAUAUUAAGAUCUUUAAAGGUAGAAGUGUUAUAUUUGUAUUUUGUUUACCAAUUAAUUGUGAUCUGAGAUUUAUCAAUGCAUCGUUGGACACGAUAACAUGGUUAUUUAAAAUCACUUACAAUACCUUCUAAUUAAGAAAAGGCUUUAAUUUUGAAAAGAAAUUAACACAAUAGUUUAAGUUAUAGAUACAAUGGAUAAGCGUAGAUUCAUGAAAAACAAACCAUUCGCCCUCCGAGCUCAUGGUUUCUUUUUCAAGAAUCCACGCGUAUCCAUUGUAUCUAUAUAACAGAAAUGAGGGUGCAUUAUCCUGUUUUCUCUAUAAAUUAUAAUUAUAUAUUAACUAUAACAAUUAUAGGAUAGGAAAAACAACAAUAAGUAAUUGAACAAUUAUAGGCGUUUUAUUACUUAUUAUAAGUAAUAAUAAAAUAUUGGUUCAAGGUAAUUAUACUGAAAUUUAAUUUUGCACCUGGAGUUAAUUCUUUAAUUGAAUUCGUAAAAUAUGUUUUUAUGUUUCAUAAUGUAUGUUUCAAGAAGAAUAAUUUUGUUUUCCCGUUUAUCAUUUUUUUUUCUUUGUAUAAUACAUGUAUCAUGUUUAAGACUGAUCCAGUUAGUUAUGGAGUAUUUCAAGCCUUUCUUAGAAAUCUUAAGUCAUGCAAAUAGAUAGAUAAGGGGUAGGUGUACACAGAAGAUCAUCCGUUAUAUAAAAUGCCUAACAAUGCCUAACUAUUAUAUAUAUACUUCUUUGCAAACAAACACGGAGUUUUCCUUUCGACAACUGUUUCUGCUAUGACAUCUUAUUGCCCCCAUUUUCAUAAUUUGAUAACUUGAUACGUUCUGUAAUUUAUCUAACAGUUUUAGUUUCUUACAAAGUGGAAAACAUGGAUUUGAUAUUAUAUAUGAUUAUAUAGGUGUAUGUCGGAUUAUAUUUUGUACAUAUAUAUAUUUAUGUUGAUUUACACAUGUCACUAUAAUAAACAAUUUACUUACUUA